UCAUUAAUCAUCCAUGCGCAUGGGCACUGGGCAAUGAUGAAGCUCAAGUCGGCCCUGCGGAGACUCGUGUCCACGAACCACGGCCCCCACCGUCAUUCAACCGACUUGCCGCGAUGCCUACGUGCGAUCACGUUCCGCGCUGAAGACCGAAAUUACGAGCUUCCUUCCACCAUGCUCAAAAAGAUAUUUGCCUCCCUCAUCCGGUAUAUUCGGAGGAGCCUGCGAAAGCGGGGAUCUGAUUUUCCGUACAGGAAGUCCUUUAUAACGGACAAACGAUCAGUUGCCUGUAGCUGUCUGCUGACACCUUUCUUUCUGCCCACUUUACCUCGGCUCUCGUCGUGGUGGUGAACUGUAUCAUCCAUGGAGGAUGUGGAGAAGCAAGCGGACUGCUCGUCGUUUCGAGGGCCAAGCAUUGAAACAAGUACAUAUGAAAACCUUAAUCGACACAGUGCUUUGCAACCUCCUGACGCGCUAUUACUGCCCUCAAACAUGACAAACCGAGAUGGAGGAUGGGCUGGUUGGUUGUCUGUCUUCGGAGCAUUUCUGGCCCUUUUCUGUUCGUUCGGUCAAAUGAAUGCUUUCGGAACAUAUCAGUCGUGGUAUUCGCAUCAUCAGCUUUCAAGCCAUUCGCAAUUCAGUAUUUCUUGGAUUGGAUCCCUCCAGCUGUGGACAUUCUUCUUCAUGGGAGGACCUAUAGGACGCCUUUUUGACGCCUACGGGCCGUCGCCCGUGAUGCUAUUCGGGACAGUGCUAUUAACUUUCAGCACAUUGAUGACAAGCAUCUCCACGAAAUAUUAUGAAUUCUUAUUGUUCCAAGGCUUCUUCUUUGGCCUUAGUGUUGGAUCGCUCUUCUAUCCCUCUUUAGCAGCGGUUUCCACUCACUUUGAUAAGUAUCGUGCAUCGGCCCUUGGUGUUGUAGCCGCUGGCUCCGGUAUUGGUGGUGUUGUUUAUCCCAUUAUGCUCCGCCAACUCUUCUUGCGCACCGGUUAUGCAUGGGCCGUUAGAGCAUCAACGUUACUUUCUGUGGCAUGUUGUAUCGUGGCCCUUGUUACCGUAAAGAGAGUAGAAGGUCCUAAGAAAUGCUCCGGAUGGAUGGAUGUCAAGAUGCUCAAGGAUGCAUGCUUCAUGUUGCUCGCUACUGGAUCCUUCUUUAUCUGCCUCGGUAUAUUUACACCAUUCUUCUACAUUGUGAUUUACGCCGAGGAUCGAGCACUGGUUUCUCAGAAUACCGGGUUUUACGUUCUGUCAGUAAUGAAUGCUGGAGGUGUAUUCGGCCGCAUCGUUCCCGCGAUCCUCUCCGACAAGAUGGGGCGGUACAACCUCCUUAUGCCCACCUCCUUCUUAGCAGGCCUAUCGUGCCUCGUAUUUUGGAUGCUUGCGAAGACCAUGAUCGCUGUAAUGGGUUUUGCGGCGGUAUAUGGUUUUCUAUCCGGUGCAUUUAUAUCCGUCAUUACUCCGUGCGUUGCACAAAUAUCAGAUAUCAACGAGAUCGGGUCUCGAAUAGGUGCAUUGUAUACACUCAUAUCCAUCCCCUCUCUUGUUGGUGGACCCAUCGCAGGAGCUCUCAUUCAAUGCCAGGGCGGUUCAUACACGGGAGUAAUUGGGUUAUCGGGAUCAAGCAUCAUCAUCGGGUCAUUCUUUAUUCUAGCUUGCAGGCUCAGGAUAAACCGAAACAUCUGCGCAAGAGUGUAGCGAGUUGUAUACCUACAACCCUCGUAUCCUUAUUUUCUAAGUUUUACGACUGGGAAAAUUACAUCUUAACGACGACUUUGAUUCUUGCACUACUAUGUAUGGUGUAAUUAUUCUGUAUUUUUAUCAUUGCGGAAUGCACAGGGCGUUAUCAUGUCAGGGUCGGGUAG
Suillus discolor is the source of this 1859-nucleotide messenger RNA. RefSeq names its product MFS general substrate transporter. Gene Ontology annotation, molecular function: transmembrane transporter activity. The transcript has 6 exons. The coding region runs from base 361 to 1692 and encodes 443 amino acids. Lineage: Eukaryota; Fungi; Basidiomycota; Agaricomycetes; Boletales; Suillaceae. The record is from RefSeq and is a predicted model, not a curated record. Gene Ontology annotation, biological process: transmembrane transport. Gene Ontology annotation, cellular component: fungal-type vacuole membrane.